AUGGAAAUCACUGUUGAAAUGAUCAAGGAAUCGCUCAAAGACCCUUACUACCAUUACAACGGCUACACCAUCCACGUCGAGAACCACCGCAUCCUCACCGUCAUCUCCGGAUGCGACCUCACUGUCAGUAAGUGGAUCAAACAUGUCUCCAAAACCAACAACGACUCUGCUUCCUCCUCCUCCAAGAAAUCUCUCAUUGUCGGUGUCUCAACCGAUAAGCAGUACAUUUCCGGCAGUAAAGGCUCCGAGAAUUACAGUCCGUACAACAUCCUGCAGCUCUGCGUCGGCUCUCACUGUCUCAUCUACCACCUCUCGCACCCUGAGUGUUACUACACCUGUAAGUCUCUCCGAGACUUCUUCUCCAAUCCUAAAGUCAUAGCUGUAGGUGUUAACAUAAAGCCGGUGGCUAAACAGUUAGAGAAGGAGUUUAAGAUUAAGUUUGAGAAAGUGAUAGAUGUCCAUGAGCUAGCUGUAAAGAAGAUAGGGCAAGAGUUGUUAGAUCUGAAUCUGAGCAAGUUUGACUUGGAUAAUAUGGCCAAGGCAUUGCUAGGAAAACACAUGGAUGUUGUGAGGCCUGGGGAGAAAGCGGAGUGGUUUACUAAUACUCCUUACUGUAUGUAUUAUGAAUAUCAUGAGAAGGUGAAGUUAGCAACUGUGGAUGCUUAUCUCUGUUUUUUGAUGGGUUGGGAGCUGUUAUAUGAUGCGGAUGAGUGCAAGCGCAAUGUUUCUCUUGCCUUAAAGCAGAAGAUGAAGAAGGAGAGUAGGCAUUAG
Molecule: messenger RNA, 771 nt
Organism: Populus euphratica (Euphrates poplar)
Lineage: Eukaryota; Viridiplantae; Streptophyta; Magnoliopsida; Malpighiales; Salicaceae
Exons: 1
Coding region: 1-771 (256 amino acids)
Biological process (GO): nucleobase-containing compound metabolic process
Cellular component (GO): cytoplasm; nucleus
Molecular function (GO): 3'-5' exonuclease activity; nucleic acid binding
Source: RefSeq, a predicted model, not a curated record